CUCUUCUUGUAAUAUUUUUUCCACAGGAGCAUUUCCUAGAGAAUGCAAAACUAUCAGAAAAUUAUUUUAUUUCCAACUGCGAAGACAUAUUGGUAAGUUUCUUCAAUCAUCCUUUACAUGUCUUAUUUCAAUUUUUAUUUCAUCUACAAGGACUAAUGGCAGUAUUGACCCCAGAAAGUUGCUGCUCUUGUUGAUCAAUUGCCUCUCGGGCUGCAUGAGAAGUAUCUUUUUUGUUUGAGGUAAUAUAUUACCUUCAAACUGCAGGAAGUUGCUUAGAAUAAUAAGUCUGUCCAGUCCAGUAAGCUUUUCUACCAGCUUGGUUGACCAAACAAUUCAGGUAGCAUAUGCCACGAACAACUUGAUCACAUUCUUAUUGUGUAGUAUUUAUGAUAUGCAGUCCAGUUGACAUGGAUGAUGAGAUUUCAGCUCAGGGUCUAACACAGUUUGCAGAAAAUUAUGCUAAGAAAGGCAUUGUUCAGCUUCGAGAAAUAUUUACAGCAGGUACACUUCAAGUGCCAAAGACACAGUCAAAUGAAGGAGCUUGAAUCCAUUCACCAGGUAAUUUUUUUUCUCCCAGUAUUAGCUGAACAUGGACCUUUUCCAUUGUAAAAAAUGCAAUGUCAAUAAAUUCUCAACUCUUAAAUUAAAUGCAUUUGCUGCUAACCUCAUCUUUUCUUUGGGACAACGGAAGCUGCUUGAUCUCUAUAUUUGGUUGAGUUUUCGAUUUGAAGAUUCUUUCCCUGACCACGAGCUGGCAUCUUUGCAAAAGGCAGCAGACAGCAUUUGAGCGCCUUUUUUGUGUGUUGUUUCUACGGAUCUCCCUUCAUGUUGAUAAAUUGAUAUCUUAUGAAGGUGAAAAUGGCUUUGUUGUAGGUUAAUCGAAGAUUUCCUAGAAAGACUGGGCUGCUGGCCGAAGCCAAAUGCAAGAAAGCUAUCUACACGCUCUAGCUUAAACUCUCUAUUCUCCAAACACGUCUACAAGAGAAGGGCACUGGGAAGAAGUGAGAGGGAACUGUUAUGUUCUUUUUAAAAGAGUGGAGAAGAAAACAUCAAAUUGGAAAGAUUUUAAUCCAUUACAAAGACUCUGCUUUAAGGACAAAUCUAGCCCAAUCCAAUGGAAGAAAUGGUUGAGUUGAGACAAGUUGCCAAAGUUCUAAUUCCAGCUCAAACCCAAAGAAAAUUUUCGGGGGUGUGGGGUUCAACUUGGAUUUGAAAUUCGUGUGAUUUUGUUCACUUCAAGACUGUCUUUUCUUAACCAUAAAGAGAACAAUGCCCUGGAGCGAUGAGUAGUAUAUGUUUGACAAUUUUUCAUUUUAAAUUAGGAAAUAACCAAACUUUUUUUUUUAUUGGAGGAAAUAACCAAACUUAAAUUUGUAAAAUAUAUCUUCAAAUUCUUGGGUUGGAGAAAGGACAUUCAAGUUUCAAUUACAUGUAUUUAGAUCUUUGAAAUACAGAGAUCAAAAUGUA
This is a messenger RNA of Rubroshorea leprosula, 1467 nucleotides long. The record is from the annotation of a GenBank genome assembly. Lineage: Eukaryota; Viridiplantae; Streptophyta; Magnoliopsida; Malvales; Dipterocarpaceae.